Cavenderia fasciculata is the source of this 1785-nucleotide messenger RNA. RefSeq lists its product as uncharacterized. The transcript has 6 exons. Lineage: Eukaryota; Evosea; Eumycetozoa; Acytosteliales; Cavenderiaceae. The record is from RefSeq and is a predicted model, not a curated record. Bases 1 to 1785 code for a protein of 594 amino acids.
AUGAACGUCAAUUCAACAAAAGAUCUAGAUAAGAUCCCACCACAUGUAAUUAAAGAUUACUGCGGUGUUUAUUAUCCAACACUUGUACAUCUAAAUGAAAUCGUUGGUAAAUGUGGAGGUGUGGAGUUAAGACACAUCUACUGGGCAAUGACAUACUUUCGACAGUUUGUGCCCUUUUCGAAUCUAGCCACCAACUUUAAUGUCAGUAUUCGAACUAUGAACGAUUGGGUCAAUCAAUCCAUUGACGAGUUAUAUAAAGCUAUCAAACCAAGAAUUGAUUCUUUUGAUGAAGUUUUAAAGACCUCUAGAAGAAGCAGUCCUUAUUAUGACUCGAAAGGAAUUGGAGUGUUGACAUCUACAUUUGUUGAAACCACCAAGCCAUCCCACCCUCAAAAGAGAACACAGAAUUACUAUGAAAAGCACGAUGCAUGUGGAGUAAAAUUCGAGCAAGUUAUUUCAUUGGAUGGUCAACUGGUUUGGAUAAAAGGUCCAUUCCCUGGAUCAAUGAAUGAUAAUGUGAUAGCCCAAACGACUAAUCCAUUGGUUCUUUGUACAUUGAACGAAGAACAUUUGCUUGGAGACAGGGUUUACCAGGGAUUUAGACGUAUUGUAGUCCCUCACAAAAAGAGAGCAAAUGUACCAUUGACCACCGAACAAAAGGAAAGAAAUGAACAUGUUGCACAAAACAGGGUGGUAGUGGAUAAAUAUUUGGAAAAUUUAAAAGUGUUUGGUUGUUUUAACAAACCAUGGAGAUCUUCUAUCGAACAGCUCACAAAAGCUUUCUAUAUUAUCAACUAUGUCGUUAAUUUUGAGAUGGAUAAUGGUCUAAGAUGGACUCGUAGCUCAAACACUGUCAAUCAAAUCGAGCCUAGACCUGUACAGGUAGCAGCCAUGAGACCAACUCAAACCAGUAUGGCUACACCACCUGUAGCAGUAGAUAUGAGAUCACUUGGAAGUAGCAUUCCCCCACCUCCAAUAGAGUCAACACCAACAACUAGAGUACCAAAUAUUUUGGAUCUCAUACCCAUUCCCUCCUCAACCACCAUCCCCAUUGUUGUCAAAUCAACAUCUGCUACUUCACGUGAACCCAAAAGAAAAAGAUAUUCUUGCACUGGGGAUUUACUAUCAGUUGAUGAAAUUAUUGCUAAAACUAGUAUGACCCCACCACCAGUAUCAGUCGAUAGGAUAUCACUUGGAACAGACAUGGCCCCACCCCCUAUCGAGUCAACCUCAGCUAGAGUACCAAAUAGUAUGACUCCAUCACCUAUUUCUUCAUACUCUCAAACAUCCGACUUUAGAUUAUAUCAAAAGAUAUUUACUCCCAUUGUUCAUUAUGAAGAUGAAAAAACAGAUACAGGUUUUGAUAGAGCAUUUGUUUAUUUCCCAAGAAUGACUGGUACAAAAGUGUUGGGAGCCCGAUUCGACCAUGAUCGUGGCCAAUUAAUCACUCAUCUAAGAACUCAUUCUUUUAACCGCGAUUGGUUUGGUCCGAAUGGUGAAUGGAACAACUGGUGGGAAAAUCUUUUGGUUGCUGAUGAAAUUGUAAAUGCAAGUAUUGGUCAAAAAAGCGUAUUGACGAUGAAGAAGACUCUUGAUGAAUUGUCUACAAAGAAUCUUUUGUAUACUGACUGGUGCCAGUUGGGUCGGUUAUCUUCUCUCAGGGCUGGCCAUCAAACAACCACAAAUGGUGUAUAUUAUAAUCCGACAAACCCACACAAUAUUCUAUUGAUUGUUGAUGGUUUGUUGAAUUAUGAUAUGCAUUGUUUUGUUGGUUUUGUUGAUUGA